UCGAACGGAUCAGUUUGCCUUGGUUUAGCCGCUCCGCAGCAGGCUCCUUAAUCGAGUGAUCCUUGGCUAGACAGGAUAAUGCUCUAGUGUGCUCUUGUGUUACCUAACUUAUUUCUGUGUGUCCCGUUAAAAAAAAACCCAAAAAAAGUAACCCAAAAAGGUGAAACAACAGCAAAACAAAUUAAUUUUCGGUCCAGUUUAAACAUUAAAUCGGAGAUAUAUAAGCAUGUGGCCACCUAGUGCCAGCCUGUGGCUGGUCCUUGUACUCCUGGCGGGCUUGGCUCGGGGUCAAGGGAGCAGCCGAGAGCACUUUGAGGAUGCAGACAAGUCCAGCGAGUACACGGAUCAGCAGUUUGACCUAAGGCACACCAUACCUGGAGAACCAGGCCUGGACUAUCCCAUUUUGAGUGCUCCGCCCAAGACCAGCUUUGUGUGCAAAGGAAGACAUGAAGGUUACUAUGCCGAUGUGGAGAGUCGCUGCCAGGCCUUCCGCAUCUGCGCCCACACUGCUCGCUCUCCUCAGGGCUUUGGCUUCCUCUGCCCCAAUGGCACUCUCUUCAGCCAGAAGAACUUUGUCUGCGAUUGGUAUCGCAAUGUAAACUGCGAUGAAUCUGAGAGAUUCUACGAAAUGAACGAGGAGAAGAUUGUGGGCAGCACUCACGAGAUGAUGGAGCGCGUGCGCCACAUGAUGGAGUAUCCCAUGAAGACCAUCUCGAAGGCCCUGCAGCAGAGUCAGUCCCAGUCGCAGUCCCAGAAUCCCCAUAACCAUCGCAGUCUCAGCAAGGAUCUGACUAAAGCCAGUGGAGUUUUAACUGAGCCAGCAGCGGUGAUCAAGCCCCAGGAAACCAACCCCUCGGUGGGUCGUGGAGAAGCCCUCAAGAGUGAGCCUCUGGAAGCUGUCAAGUCGGAAAUCAAUGCUGACGAUGAUGAGGGCGUCUAUGUCAACAGCUUGGGCGAGCUCUCCUCAGACCCCGGCAUCCAGUUUGAUCACACCAAUGCCCAUAUCAUAGCGGAGUACCCCAGGGAGUAUCACUACCAAAAGCAGAAAAACUUUGCAGAGCGUGUCAAUGCCGGACUGGAUGAACUUACCGAUACGGAGUCUAAUUCCUCCGGAGAGGUAAUGGCUCCGGACUAUAUCAAGCACCAAGUAUUGAGGAACACCAAGGACGAGGCCGUUCAACUAGAUUUAGUGUCGAAUAUCAAUAAUCUGCUGGACGAGGUGUCCACCGAUGUGGAUCCCGCCGUUUCCGGCUAUCAAUCGAUGGCUCCGCCCAAGGUCAAGCAGCCCUUCCGCUUCCUGAGUCGCGGCUUUGCGAUGCAGGGCGAGAAUGGCAAGAGCAGUAGCUCCGCCACGGGCUAUGGCUACGUGAAACCCAAGCAGACGCCUAGCACUGUCAGAUUUACGCCCAAUGAGAUUCCCACCGAGGACCACAAAUCCAUUGAGCACAAACACAAGUUCCCAAAAUCAAGCAGCAGCACCACUUCCACCACGGAAGCUGCUACCGAAGCCAUAGAGGCUCUGCUUAUUGCACCCACUUUGCCACCGGCAGAGGAUGAGGAGGUAACCAACACUCCGGCACCAGAAGUUGUCUCUAGUACAGCCGCGGAACCUCUUACCUUGCUGGCUCCUCCGCCAGAACUGGAUAUUACAGCGGAAGUGCCGCCCAUUGAGUCCAUUGGCCAGGCAGCUGCUCUGACCGCCAGUCUGCCCCUCAGCGAGGAUCUAGCUGUUGUCCAGCAGGAAGAACAGAGUCCGGAAACAGCUGAGAAAAAUGAUGUUCACCAGGAGGCGGCCAAGUUGCUGCUGGCAGGAGUUCAGCUCACUUCUCACGAUGAAGAGAAUUCUUUGCAAACAAACGAAUUACUGGAGAGGAUUAGGAGCAGCAGCCCCAUACCCACGACUAGUACUAGCACCACUCAGGCCAUGAUUACCUCCACGGAGACAGUCACCGAGAUCAGCAGCACCCAGGAGAGGAUUCGUGGUUACCGAAAGAACCGUCCCUCAGCCAUGUUGCGUCGUGCCAAUGUGCGUCCCUUGCCGCUGGUGCGCACUACAACCACGUCUACUACUCAGAAGAGCACCAUGCCCACCAAGAGCUAUCUAGAGCGCCUGGCAGCCAGCAGGCUGCGUCUAUCCAAACUCUCCCAGGCCACCAGAAGCACCACAAAGGCCACAACGGCAGCUCCAAGCUCUACAACCACUCAGGCGCCAUCGGUACCAACGACUACGCUGUCCUCCUUCUCGCAAAUUCGCAGUGGAGCUGAGCCUGGUCCCAACAAGAAGCUGACAGUGCGCGACAUCGAUCGGGAGACCAAGAUAGCGCCGACCAGUAAGGCCAGCUGGGAGAGUGUACACAGCAAUCUGCAGCGUUUCCAGGUGCAACGCGGCAAUCGGGUUUACACGCCGGCAACGAGGGCCUCGGUAACCACCAGCAAUAGCAGCUUAAGGAGCACUGGUUACACCAGCUCCAUCCCCACUAGUACCACUCCCAGAAGCUAUGUGGCACCCACUUCCCAGAGAUCCACUGUCCCAGUGAAUCGCGGCAAGAAUCGCUACUCCAACUUCAAGACUCAGGCGCCGGUGCAGAGAACCCGUGGAACCACCACCCCUAGGAGUACCACCCAAAGGACGACUGCCUCUCCUGCAUCUUCCUCACUUUCCUCGCUGAACCAGCACAUCUCGGCCCUGGCCUCGAACUACAACAGCGGCUACAGCUACAACCAGGCUCCUCCGCAGAUCAGUCGUCCCAGCCAGCAGUCACCGUCGCUAGUCUAUGCCUCCACCGCUUCCCAAACUCCACCUCCAUCUCAAACUCAGUCUCAGAUCACAUCCAGCCUUACACCUGCCUCCGCUUUCCUUUCAUUUGAUAAGUUAACCCGUGCCAUUGUUGACGAGUCCGUUUUGCAGAAUUUCAAGAGUGCCCAGUCGCUGGGUUCCAACCAACAGCAUCAUCAUCAUCAACAGUCGCAGCAGCGUCAGCAGCAGCCACACCAAGUGGUCAAGCAGCAACAUCAGACGGUCAGCAGCAGCUAUGUGAAGCCAGCAGCAGCGCCAGCUAUUUCCACCCUCACUGCUCCACCACGUCCUCAACAGACAGCUUCCCAGUUGCCUCAGCUGUCUGCGAUUCCCGGCAUUGUUAUUGCUCGUGCUGAGGGUCAGCGUAUUUCGCCCAACUCUGCCAGCAACAUCAUCUCGAACUUGGCCACUCAGGCUCCGCCAGCAAGCAAUCAGGGCAACUCCUAUGUCUCCCUCAACGAUUUCUUGAGCAACAAAUUUGGGCAGCAGGAGCAGCAACAGCACCAGCAACAGCAGCAACAGCACCAGCACCAGCAACAGCAGCCACAGCAACAAUAUCAACAGCAACGAGUACAGAAACAGCCUGUGCAGCAGCAACAUGUUCAGCAGCAGCACCAGCAGCGUCAUCCGCAGCAGCAACUAAGCUUCAUCUCACAGCAAUACCAGCAACCUCAGCAGCAGACUGUCUACUAUCAGCAACCCCAACAGCAGCAACAGCAACAUCCUUUCCAGCAGCAGCAGCAACAAUCCUUCCGUCAGCAGCAGCAGCAACAUGUCCCACAGCAGCAGCAACAUGUCCCACAGCAGCAGCAACGUCCCUCGAUCCAUAACAACCAGCAACCCUACCUCACGCCCAAUAUUUUUGUGCCCUAUCAGCAGCAGCAGCAACAGUUGCCACAGUUUCCUCCAUUGGCUCCGCCCGUGGCUGUUUCCACUGGAAACAUUGCCCAGGGACCAGUGAUAGCCGGUCGGCAUGUGGAUCAUCUGAAUGUACAACUCCCUACCUUGGGCAAUGGCCUGAUACCCGGACUGCAGCUGGCCCAAAAGCGCAGCGAUGUGUCGGCCAGUCAGCUGCAAUACACCGACACCAUGGGCAAGGGUAGCUUCUCCGGAUCGGGCAAGAGCAGGGAGCGGGCCUUCUACGCCGGACGCACCUCCUAUGAUGUGCCCCAGAGCAGCGUUGGAAGACUGCCCAAUGAUGUAACGCAACAGCUGCGCCGGAGGCUGCGUCGCUUCUGAAGAAGAUUCGAGAGCUAGGACCUAGAGACACCUUUAACUUGUAGCUAAAUUAAUAAACUAUUUAUGCCUAAGCUAAGACGACAACUGUAAUUACCGCUGUACGAUAUAGAGAGAGAUCACUGUUCCCACUCUAUG
Messenger RNA from Drosophila kikkawai, 4171 nucleotides. Lineage: Eukaryota; Metazoa; Arthropoda; Insecta; Diptera; Drosophilidae. The record is from RefSeq and is a predicted model, not a curated record.